AUGAAACCGUUGAAGGACAAAUUGAAGUCUGGUAUUUGUACCAAAGAGGGAAGUCGCAGUACUAAAAACAGGAAAGCUAUCCUUGAAGCACAGCACAAUCUAUGUUUCCAACAGAUUGGGAAUGAGAUGAAAGCUGAUUAUGAAGAGCACGACGCUAUUCUGAUCGCUUGUUGUAUGAUGCAGAUCAAGGCAAAGUUUGAUACUGACAAAGGUCUGAACUUCAUUCAACAGUAUUACAUCAAUCAAGGACUGAAGAAGUUUGGUGAGGAUGGAAAAGAUGCUGUGGAUAAGGAAUUGAGACAAAUGCUCCUGAGAGAUUGUUUUACUCCCAAAUUUGUGAAAGGCAUGACCGUGUCUGAGCGAAAGAAGGCCCAAUCAGCAAUGAUGUUACUCGCAGAAAAGCAAUUCAAAAAGACAGUUAAAGGUCGCUUAGUAUACCAAGGCGAUGGAACACAUGAAUGGUUAUUGCGAGAGGACACUGCAAGUCCAACUGCUUUGCAAGAAGCAAUAACCACUACCUGUGUUAUUGAUGCAAACAAAGGUAGAGAUAUAAUGACGAUGGACGUGCCUAAUGCUUUCAUUCAAACUUAUAUGCCUGAAGCUAAGGAAGGAGAAGAUCGUAUCUACAUGAAAAUCACUUGCAUGAUGGUCCAGAUAUUGAUUGACAUGGCCCCAGAGUAUCGCAAAUACGUUGUUUUAGAGAACAGAAAGCAAGUAAUCUAUGUGCGGGUACUACGCCUCCUAUUCUAUAAUCAGUUUCAAAGUGAUUUGGAGGCAAAGGGAUUUGUUUUCAAUCCCUAUGACCCGUGUGUUGCUAACAAAGUUGUUGAUGAAAAACAGCAAACUAUCAGAUCUCAUGUUGACGAUCUUAUGUCGAGUCACAUGGAUCCAAAAGUAAAUGACGAAUUUGCUAAGUGGUUGAACAUGAGAUAUGGUUCAAUCAAGGCAUGUACAAUUGUCAGAGGAAAGAUACACAGAUAUCUUGGAAUGACUUUGGAUUUCUCGGUGAAAGGAAAACUCAAGAUCCGCAUGGACAACUAUGUCAAGAACAUGUUGGAAGAUUUUCCUAUCAAGUUCAACAAGGAUUCAAAGCAGGAAACACCAGCUGGUAACGAUUUACUGGAGGCUGGGAAAGGAAAGUUACUCAAUGCUGAGUACCGUCAAAUCUUUCAUACUACUGUUGCAAGGGGACUUUAUGUCUCUAAGAGAGCUCGUUUGGAUAUCCAUCCAACGAUUACUAUUCUUGCCUCGAGAGUUCAAGAACCUACAGAGUCUGAUUGGAAGAAGUGUGUUCGCAUGAUGCAAUAUUUGUUUUGUACAUUGUUGUAUCACCUGACACUUUCCGCAGAAUCACUACAAGUCAUGAACUGGAUGAUCCACGCAUCUUUUGCGGUGCAUCCGGAUUUCAAGAGCCAUCAUACUGGCGGCACUCUGUCUUUUGGAGGAGGUGCAGCUCAAGUGAUGUCGAAGAAACAAAAACUAAACAGCAGAAGCAGUACGGAAGCGGAACUGAUUGCUGUUGACAAUGUUGUCACUAUGAUAUUAUGGACUAAGUUGUUCAUGGAGUGGCAAGGGUAUCUGAUUGAGAAGAAUAGCUUGUAUCAGGAUAACAAAAGCGCAAUUCUACUGGAAGAGAAUGGUCGCAAGAGCGCGGGCAAAAGAAGCAGAGCUAUCAAUAUUCGUUAUUUCUUUAUCACAGAUCAAAUUGAGAAAGGAAAUGUUAAGAUCAAAUACUGUCCAACUGACAAUAUGAUUUGGAAUUUUAUGACGCAGCCAUUGCAAAGUGAGAAGUUUUGCAAGUUCAGGGAUCUGAUUCUUGGUCCACAGGACUAG
This is a messenger RNA of Cylindrotheca closterium, 1833 nucleotides long. NCBI's taxonomy places the organism in Eukaryota, Bacillariophyta, Bacillariophyceae, Bacillariales, Bacillariaceae. The record is from the annotation of a GenBank genome assembly.